AACACCAGCUGUUUCUUGCAGGAGAGACAGAGACGUGUGCGGACAUCAAGCCAUGGACGGCUCUGAUGACACAAUCGAGAUGUCGGCACUGGGCCGCCCUUUCCAGCUGGGGAUGCUGUACGACUGCCGCAAGGAGACACUUAUCCCAGGCAUCUCUCUAUGGGACCUGGACACCCUCCGAAAAGACGUGGAUACAAAACCACAGUCCAAGACGGAAUUUCAGAUCAUUGCAUCAGACACCAUUGAUGCCAAGGCCUCUGCUCUCAAGGUCACAGCUUCCCUGAAGGCCAGCUUCUUCUGUGGCCUGGUGGAAGUGGGGAUCAGCAUCAUAUUUAGAAGAUACAAAGACAUCCAGACAUCAGGCCCGUGUCACUCUGCAGUACUCCACCACCACCCAGUUCAAGCAGCUGACAAUGAGCCAUAUCGGUCGCCAAAAUGUCUCUUACCCUGAUGUAUUUGACCAAGGCACGGCCACCCACGUGGUCACCGCUGUGCUGCACGGGCUCAGGCCUUCUUUGUGUUCGACCGGGAAGUGUCUUCAUCUGAGGACAUGCAAGAGAUACAAGGAAAGCUCCAGGUUAUGAUUAACAAGAUACCAGUGAUCACCAUUCAAGGGAAAGGGUCCCUGAAAAUGGAUGAACAAGAGAAACACCAGGCUGAAAAAUUCAGCUGUAGGUUUUAUGGUGAUUUUGCUCUUGAGAACAAUCCAGUGACUUACGAGGAUGCCAUGAAAGUUUAUGCCACGCUCCCCAAGCUGCUGGGGGACAACGGGGAGAAGGCCGUGCCUGUGAGAGUCUGGCUGUACCCGCUGACCAAGCUGGACUCCAAAGCCGCUCGCCUGGUCCGUGAGAUCAGCCUCACACUGUUCUUUGAUGCCCAGGCUGUGCUGGAGCAGCUGGCAGAAGUAGACAUGCGCUGCAAUGACCUGAUGAAGAACCGCAUUGCCACGACCUUCCCUGAGAUCAGGAGGAAACUGCAGCAAUUCCAAGCCCUGUGCAAGCAGCACAGACAAAUCUUCCAGAAAGAGCUGGCAGGACUCCUGCCCUCCAUCCGUGGGGGUGGGAGGGAAGAAGGGGCCCUGGUGGACAUUUUAACUUGCAAGAACCAGUCCCCAUUCAAUACACAGCAACUCAACGAAUUCCUGGAGAAUAAGGAACGAGAAGUGAAUUUUGUGAGUUCCUACCUGUCUGCCCUGAAGGACGUGGAAGUCGUGUCCUCUAAGAACAAAGUGGAUGAAAUAGUUCUUGACCCCACGAAUGAGUUUGUUGUCUCCUUUACAUUCACCUCCUUACAGGACGAGGAGCCCUAUCUUUCAGAUUUAAAGCUCUGGCUUCAGACCCACUAUAUGAAAAAUACUCAUGAUCCAGCCCCAGCCAGUCAUGUCAGUGAGAAACCCAAACCCAAACUGUGGUUUGAGCACAAAGAAAGACAUAAAAAUGCCCGCAGAUCUGCAAAAUCCCUGUCAGAGUUUGCCCAUGUCAACAAAUCCUGCGGGAAAACUCGGUUCCUUGUGGCGUCUGUCCCAGAUGAGGACAACCCAGGAGCUUCCGUUUACCUGUAUGAGGAUGGGGAGCUGGUCAACACCAACUUUGAGCCUCCAGCAAAGCCUCUUCCUCCCUUGGUUGCUGGAAUCAGCCAUGACCAUGUGCAGCUCACACUGAAGCCAGCAGCCCAGGGAGAGGCUGCGAUCACCGGCUAUCGGGUGGAGUACAGAGGAGUGGGGCAGGAGGACUGGACAGCUGUGAGUGUGAAUAGCAAGCAGGAAUCAUUCCCAGUAGCAGGGCUAUGUGCAAACACCGAGUACCAGUUCCGAUACGCUGCAGUGAGCAAACCAGGGCUCAGUGUGAGCAGUGACAGGAGUGAGACUGUGAAGACAUCCUGCCCCACCAGCCCCCCGGGGAAGCCUGUAACAUUGAAAGUGGAACCAUGUGCUGUCACACUGUCCUGGCAGGCACCAGCUGUCACUGGAGAGGGAGUCACUAUCAGGGAGUACAGGUUGGAGUAUAAAGAAGACACAAGAGAUACAAGCCCUGAAGGAAAAGGCAAAUGGCAGGAGCAAAGGACCAAGGAGAAAGCAGAGUCCUGCAGCAUUGAGGGGCUGAAGCCUGGGACGUCCUACAUGCUCCGCGUGUCAGCGGUGUGCACGGAUGGUGCUGUGAGUGACCCCAGCGAGGCGGUGUCCGUUUCAACGCUGGGAGCAGAAUCAAGGUCGUUAGCUCACGAGUACUUGAAGAAGAGCGCUCUGCUAGGGGACCAGGAGCCCUCCGUGUACGCACUGCCCCUGGAGGAGGCAGCGCGUGGUUCUAGCUCGUCUUGUUUGAAGUACAGGCUGGGAGCAGACAGCUCUCCCGCCCACAGAAAGGUCAUUAUGGUGAUGGGAGCAACCGGGUCUGGGAAGACUACUCUCAUCAAUGGGAUGAUCAACUACAUCCUGGGAGUGCAAUGGGAGGAUGGUUUCAGGUUCAAACUGAUCCAUGAAAAGACCAACGGAAGCCAGGCUGAGAGCCAGACGUCUGAAGUGACCGUCUACGAGGUCAAUUACAGACAGGGCUUUAAAAUCCCCUACAGCCUGACUAUCAUAGACACCCCAGGGUUUGGUGAUGUGAGAGGGAUAGCUCAUGACAGGCUAAUAAAGCAAAUCAGAGAAUUUCUCUCUACCCGGGGGGCACUGAGCAAAUAG
Molecule: messenger RNA, 2680 nt
Organism: Alligator mississippiensis (American alligator)
Lineage: Eukaryota; Metazoa; Chordata; Crocodylia; Alligatoridae
Product: titin-like
Exons: 2
Coding region: 551-2680 (709 amino acids)
Molecular function (GO): protein binding; GTP binding
Source: RefSeq, a predicted model, not a curated record